This is a messenger RNA of Haemonchus placei, 156 nucleotides long. Lineage: Eukaryota; Metazoa; Nematoda; Chromadorea; Rhabditida; Trichostrongylidae. The record is from the annotation of a GenBank genome assembly.
AUGUGGGUGCUGCGAGAGACGGUUGUAGCUCUCAUGGUGGUUUUGGAUAUGGGCCACGUAACACUGAGGGCGAGCGAAUUCUCUGAUAUACAGACUCGCCAUUGAGAUCGUUACGGCUGUGAAGAGGAUGAAAUCAGGCAAAGCAAACGGUCCUGA